AUGAAAAUUACUUCCCUCUCUAGUGAUUUAUUUAUUUACUUCUCUGGUAGUUCAGCUGAUAAACAAUCUGCCUGCGAUGAAAGACACUGUGGUUCAAUUCCUGGGUCGGGAAGAUCCGCUGGAGAAGGGACGGGCUACCCACUCCAGUAUUCUUGGGUUUCCCUGCUGGCUCAGACAGUAAAGAAUCUGCCUGCAAUGUGGGAGACCUGGAUUAGAUCCCUAGGUUGGGAAGAUCCUCUGGAGAAGGAAACGGCUACACACUUCAGUAUUGUGGCCUGGAGAAUUCCAUGGACGACAGUCCUUGGGGUCACAGAGUCUGACACGACAGAGCGACAUCCACUUUCAGUUCUUUUAGUAAUUUUAUAG
This is a messenger RNA of Rangifer tarandus platyrhynchus (Svalbard reindeer), 366 nucleotides long. The record is from the annotation of a GenBank genome assembly. Lineage: Eukaryota; Metazoa; Chordata; Mammalia; Artiodactyla; Cervidae.